Closterium sp. Naga37s-1 is the source of this 534-nucleotide messenger RNA. The record is from the annotation of a GenBank genome assembly. NCBI's taxonomy places the organism in Eukaryota, Viridiplantae, Streptophyta, Zygnematophyceae, Desmidiales, Closteriaceae.
CCUGACUCGCUCUGUUGCUUUGCUCUCACAGCUUCUCUUGCUCAUGGCUCACUUCUAUGUUUUGUUAAAUGCAUGCUCACCAAAGGUUCCCCCUUCUCUUCCCUUCCUCUCUCACAUUGCCUUCCCCUCUCCGCCUCUUCCCUCGCUCUUUCCCUCCUCUCCCCCUCCGAUUUUCUUCUCCUUUCCCUCUUCUUUCCCUCCUCUUCCCCUCCUCUCACCCUCCACCCCCAUUCCUCUCUCCCAUUGCCAAACUACAGCGGGUCCUCCUCCCCCCUCUCCUCCUCCCCAGCCUCCUUCCCCCCCGCCUCCUCCCCCCUCUCCGCCUCCCAACCCACCUCCUCCCCCUCCUCCCUCUCCGCCCCCUCCCUCGCCACCACCCCCAUCGUCCUGGCAAGUGACUCGGUGGGAGUGUAUAAACAAGGACCUUCAGGGCACCUGCACUUGCAGCUGCUUAUUUGGCAACCAGUGUUACUGCCCUGUCUAGAGCACGUGGUAACCAGUGUUACUCCUAUCCCAAACUACAGAAUGAGGUAG